AUGGAAUUCAACAAACUGGAAAGCUUAAAAUUAUCCGGUUUUAUAGCAGAGAAUUUUAAGCUAUUUAAGAAUGAAGUUACAGUAUCUUUUGAAUCAACAGAGGCGAUUCUAAAAUCUCAAACAACACAGGUAGCAAGAUUACUUAACUUAAUCGGCACGGAUGGGCUGAAGUUGUACAGGUCAAUUAAGAGACCUAAAGAUGAAAAAGAAACAGUUGAGACAAUCUUAAGACACUUGGAAAAUUAUUAUAUACCUAGGUGCAAUGAGAUAAUGGAACAUUUUAAAUUCUUUACUAGAAAACAAUUGUGCGAUGAGAAAUUUGAUAAAUACUAUGCUGAACUAAGAGUAUUUGGAGAAAUUGAAGACAGAUUACUAAGAACACAAAUUGUAUUAGGAAUAGCAAACAAAGAGUUACAAACCAGAAUGCUGAGAGAAGAAUUAACAUUGGAUAAAGCAAUUCAAUUGUGUCAAGCAGCGGAACAAGCUGAGGUAAACAACAAAUUAUUGGAAGAUCAAAUUAAAAAAGUUGAUAUAAUGUAGCAAUACAAGAAAAUAACACGGAAUCAAGGAAAUGAGCAGAACCAGGACAGAAGACAGAAUCAAACCCAUAAAAACGGGAAGAAUAAUCAAGACAAGGUAUUUAAUUGUAAUAAAUGUGGUAAGCAACAUAAAUUUAGGGAAUGUCCAGCAUAUAGAAAAGAGUAUAGGAAAUGUAAAAAGUUAAAUCAUUUUGCCCACAAAUGUAAAAACAAUAAACAAGUUGACAUGGUUGAAUGUGAAAGUGAUAAUAUGAGUAUAGAGUAUUUGACAUUAGAUGAAAUAGAUAAUAAAGACAAUAAUAAUAUUUGGUUAGAAAAGGUUAAGAUUAAUGACAUAAACACUGAAGUAAAGAUUGAUACAGGGGCGCAAUUAAAUGUAAUGUAAUGAAUAAGUUUUAUGAAAAAUUAAAGGCAGUAAAAAAAUAAAAAACAGUGAGGUGGUAAUCAAAGUGUUUGGUGGGACAAUAAUUAAGUCAUUAGGUAAAGUACAGGUAGCUGUUGUAGGUCAGUCAGCACAAAUUAUUACAAUAUUUGAAAUUGUGGAAUAUGAUGGAAACCUAAAUUUAGGGUAUAAGGAUUGUAAACGAUUGAACUACAUUAGUGAGUUAAAUGAGAUAAAAGGAGUUAGCAUAGAAAAGUUUAUAAAAAAACAUGUAGAUGUAUUUACAGGCAUUGGCUGUUUUCCAGAUAAAGUUAAGAUAAAGGUAAAACAUGGAAGUGUACCAAUAAUAAAUAGUCCCAGAUGUGUCCCCAUAAAACGAAUGCGAAAAAUAAAGGAACUUUUAAAAAUGUUAUGUUUUAAGAAAAUAAUUGAGAAAAGAAAUAGAAAAUAAAUACAAUACCAAAAAAAUAAAAUAAAAUAUUUAGGUUUGAAAUUUAGUGAAAAAAUAAUAGAACCAGAUGAAGAUAGAAAUAAAAGCCAUAUUAGAGUUAAAAAGUUCUACUAAUUUGAAAAAACUGCAAUCAGUAUUAGGAAUGGUGAACUAUUUAAGGGCAUUUAUACCAAAUAUGGCAGAUAUAGUAGAGCCAAUGAGAGCUUUAUUAAAGAAAGAUAAAAGGUGGUAUGGAGUGAUAAUUGUGAAAGGUCAUUUAAUACAUUAAAAUGAAUUUUAUCAAAAAUUCACAUUUUAGCCAAUUAUGAUGCCAAAGAUGAGUUCAGAAUUCAAUGUGAUGCAUCACAAAAAGCUAUUGAAUGUUACUUAUUUCAGAAAGAUAAACCUGUGUAUCAUGCAUCUAAAUGUUUAAGUAUAACUGAACAGGGGUAUGCUCAAAUUGAAAAAGAAAUGUUAGCAAUUAAGUUUUCAUGCAUAAAAUUCCAUAGGCUUAUUUAUGGACAGAAAGUAAUUAUGGUAUAA
Cinara cedri is the source of this 1894-nucleotide messenger RNA. Lineage: Eukaryota; Metazoa; Arthropoda; Insecta; Hemiptera; Aphididae. The record is from the annotation of a GenBank genome assembly.